Hippoglossus stenolepis (Pacific halibut) is the source of this 9799-nucleotide messenger RNA. It is a transcript of the gene clocka, whose product is annotated as clock circadian regulator a. Gene Ontology annotation, cellular component: cytoplasm; nucleus; CLOCK-BMAL transcription complex. The record is from RefSeq and is a predicted model, not a curated record. The transcript is spliced from 23 exons. NCBI's taxonomy places the organism in Eukaryota, Metazoa, Chordata, Actinopteri, Pleuronectiformes, Pleuronectidae. Gene Ontology annotation, biological process: regulation of transcription by RNA polymerase II; circadian regulation of gene expression. The coding region runs from base 1151 to 3841 and encodes 896 amino acids. Gene Ontology annotation, molecular function: protein dimerization activity; DNA-binding transcription factor activity, RNA polymerase II-specific; E-box binding.
GAUGUGGAGCCCAGCAGCGGGCCCUCUUGCCUCUUGGCUCCUGCUCCAGCUCCGGUCCUCCCGCCUCAGCCCUGCGCAGUCCUCCGACAGCAGCGCCACUGGCUGCAGGGAUAUCCCGAUGAGAGGGGAGGCUGCUCGGGGUAAGUGGGACAUCUCGGACCGCUGAACUCCGCUCCGUGUUGGUUUCGCAUGUCUCCGCAGCCUCUCCGUGUGCCGCUGUCAGGCGCAGAGCUGCAAACAGGGACAGUUGUGCUUUUGCCUGUUUGGUGACAGGGACUGGCCAGAGGCCCGGUGACCCACAUUCUUAUCUAAUGCUGGAUGUUAGCGUAGCUAGCUAGCUCCGGCUGAAGUGGGCUGACACACAUUCGGUGCGCUGUGUGCAGGCGAGUUCAACCACUCGCUUUGUUGUAUAUUGUAAAGUCGGGAUUCGGCGGGGAAAUGACGCCUGGCUAAUUUCCCACGGACAGAGGAGCAGUGACAGUGUGUGUCUCGUGUCGCAGUGAGUGUCUUCAACUAGAAAAGCUGUUGUUUUGUUUCGGUAAUUGACGGUAGCGUGUAAGCUAGGUUGGCGUUAGCCUCCUAGCAAUCAGUGCCCGGCUUGCCGGCCGGCAUCGGCGGCAGCGGGCAGACGGCUGCUCGGUGGCGGGCUGGAGCCUGGUUGUGCCCGGGCUGCUCGCUGCGAGGCUGGCGGUGGUUCCGCUGACUUCACACACCUGACAGCCGGACACGUCUCACCGGCUCAGGCUUUCCCCGCGUCUGCCGCCUCUUUUAGAAGGGUGAAGGAUUCAAAUAACUUGACUGAUAUCCGUCAUGAAGUGAAGCAUAUAGCGAAUCAACCAUCACUCACAUACAACAGACUCAGAUGUUGCUGCCAUGUGCCACACUCGCGCCCGAAGCAGACGAAAAACUCAGCCCAAAGACCUUUUGGCAACUUUCUCUCCUCUGAUCCAAGACACGUUCAGUGCCUCUCCUCGAAGACUCUCAAAGCUUCACCACCACAGUGUGUCCACUCAUACCCCGCCUUCAUCCAGCAGCAACUUUCUCCUCCUCUCACAGGACUGGCUGUACUGGCAGUAAGGUUCAUUCACAAAUGUCUACCUCACGAUUAAAAGAGCCCUCUCCAACACAUCGACCCUGAACAGGACACAAAAUGACCUCCAGCAUUGACAGGGAUGAUAGCAGUAUUUUUGAUGGGUUAAUGGAAGAAGAUGAAAAGGACAAAGCAAAACGUGUGUCCCGUAACAAGUCUGAGAAGAAACGUAGAGACCAGUUCAAUGUCCUCAUCAAGGAGCUGGGUACAAUGUUGCCGGGUAACACCCGGAAGAUGGACAAGUCCACUAUUUUGCAGAAGAGCAUUGACUUUCUGCACAAACACAAGGAAAUCGCUGCUCAGUCAGAGUCAACUGAGAUCAGACAAGACUGGAAGCCUCCUUUUCUUAGUAAUGAAGAGUUCACUCAGCUGAUGUUGGAGGGAUUGGAUGGAUUUUUCCUUGCAAUUAUGACUGAUGGUAAUAUAAUCUAUGUCUCUGAGAGUGUGACGUCUCUACUAGAACAUUUACCUUCUGAUCUUGUCGAUCAGAACCUGUUGAACUUCCUGCCCAUGGGGGAGCAUUCAGAUGUGUACAAGGCCCUGUCCUCUCACAUCAUGGAGGGAGAGACGCUGACACCUGAAUAUCUGAAGACAAAAAAUCAGCUAGACUUCUGUUGCCACAUGCUCCGAGGGACUAUCGACCCUAAAGAGCCCCCUGUGUACGAAUACGUCAAGUUCAUUGGAAACUUCAAGUCCCUGAAUAAUGUGCCUAACUGUACCCGAAACGGUUUUGAAGGAGUGAUCCAGCGAUCACUUCACUCUGCCUUUGAAGACAGAGUGUGUCUCAUUGCAACUGUGAGACUCGCCAAACCACAGUUUAUCAAGGAGAUGUGCACUGUAGAUGAGCCUAAUGAGGAAUUCACCUCCAGACAUAGUUUAGAGUGGAAAUUUCUCUUCUUGGACCACAGAGCUCCACCCAUCAUAGGUUACCUCCCGUUUGAGGUCCUGGGUACAUCAGGGUAUGACUACUACCAUGUAGAUGACCUGGAGACACUGGCCAAAUGCCAUGAACACUUAAUGCAAUACGGCAAAGGAAAGUCCUGCUACUACAGAUUCCUCACAAAAGGGCAGCAGUGGAUUUGGCUUCAGACUCACUACUACAUCACCUACCACCAGUGGAACUCCAGACCAGAGUUUAUUGUCUGCACACACACUGUCGUAAGUUAUGCUGAAGUAAGAGCAGAGCAGCGCAGAGAACUUGGAAUUGAAGAAUCUCCACCUGAGAUUACAGCAGAUAAGCAGUCCCAGGUUUCAGGCUCCGAGUCCCAGCUCAACACCAGUCUGAAGGAGGUUUUGGAGCGCUUCGACCACAGCCGGACGCCCUCGCUUUCAUCUCGCAGCUCACACAAAUCAUCACACACCGCUGUGUCUGAGCCAGUCUCAUCUCAGAUGAAGCUGCAGGGGGAUAGGAGUACACCAGGUCGCCAAUCUGUUUCUGCCAUGGAGAUGACGUCACCACGAAGAUCGUCUAUCAGCAGUCAGCAUUCGAUGAGCUCCCAAAUUACCGAACAGAACGUGACUCCAUCCAUGGUUCCUCAACAGCAGCUGCAGCAGCAGCAGCAGCAGCAACAACCGCAGCAACAACAGCAGCAGCAUCAUCAGCAGCAGCCACAACAACAGCCACAGCAGCCUCAACAGCAACAAGUUCAAAACAAUGUACAAUCAAUGGUGCAGUUCUCCAGCCAGUUAGAAACCAUGCAUCACCUGAAAGAGCAGUUGGAGCAGAGGACCAGGAUGAUUGAGUCCAACAUCCAGCGGCAGCAGGAUGAGCUGCGGGAGAUUCAGGUGGAGCUGCAGAGGGUGCAGGGACAUAACCUGCAGAUGUUCUUGCAGAAAGGAGCUGGAGGACUGAAUCUUGGCUCUGUUCAGAUGGCCCAGGGGAACACUUUGCAGCAGGGGGGGAUGCUCAGCAUGCAGGGCCAAGUGGUCUCUGCUGGGCCUUUACAGAACAACAUAAAGCAACAACAUGCCGUCCAGCCCCAGUCCCAGCAACAAACACUCCUGCAGGAACAGAGCUCAGCACUCUCUCAGUCUCAGCGGUCGUCUCUCACCCUGCAGCCUCAACAGAAUCCACUGCCUAUGUCUCUCUACAACACAAUGAUGAUCCCUCAACAAAGUCCUGCUAAUGUGGUCCAGAUUGCCACCAGCCUGGCACAGAACACUGGACCCAACACUCCCGCUGUGGCAACAUUUGCACAGGACCGUGCUGCUCAGAUAAGGUUUCCUGCUGCUCCUCAGCUGCUCACCAAGCUAGUGACAGGACAGAUGGCAUGUGGGGCAGUCAUGGUCCCCACAACCAUGUUCAUGGGCCAAGUGGUGACAGCCUUCGCCCCUCAGCAGGGCCAGACGCAGACCAUCAGCAUCUCCCAGCAGCCUCCACCACAGCAGCAGCAGCAGCAGCAACAACCGCAGCAGCAGCAGCAGGAACAGCAGUUACAGCCGCAGUCACAGGUCACAGCCAUGCAAUCUGGGCAGGCUCCACUGGCACAGCAGCAAACACAGUUCCUACAGGCUUCUCGACUUCUUCAUGGAAACCAGUCCACCCAGUUGAUCCUGCAGGCUGCGUUCCCUCUGCAGCAGCAGGGUACCUUUGCUGCCGCAACCCAGCAGCAGCAGCAACAGUUACAGCAGCAACAACAGUUACAACAUCAACAACAGCAACAGCAGAAGCAGUUACAACAGCAGAAACAGCAACUGGCUCCUCACAGAGCAGAUAGUUUGUCUGACCGCUCCACUACGCAGCCACAGUAGCUGGCUGCAGCCAAUCAGAAGUGGAUUGGGCCAAACCGAGGUGGGGGUGUCUUUGUGAUGGCAGUCUCAAGACGGGUUCUGCUGAAAGUGCAGCCCUGAGACCAGGCCUCCUUUGUAAGUGAUUUUUCGCUGUUUGCACUGAUCUCCUGAGCACAAAGUGCUGCCAAGAAGAGAACUCAGGACCGUGCUAGCUGCGGCUCUGGCAGUUUGCUUUGUCUCUGGUUUGAAGCCUUUUCUCCAAGAAAACGGGGAGCCAUGUUUCCCUGUAAUGGACUUCCCCCCCCUCCCCCAGCCCUCUUGUUGUGUGUUUAUUGCGCGUGUGUAUGUGAGUGUGUGUUUGCAGGAGCUUGUGUGUGCGUGCACUCUAGUCACCCUCACAGGAUUAUUUUAUGCAGAGCUCACGAGUUAAUGCAGUGAAGCUUCAAUCAGAGCUUCAAGGACGUCCUUCUAAACAGCCCAUGGCUAGUUUGUUUUGGAUGUUUUCUCCUAUUCUUGUUCUUCGUGUAAAAAUAAUUAUGGGUCAGAAAAUAUUUUUAAGAAUGUGUUGUAGAUUGAACUUUUACUGUACAGAACAUCUUGUGUAAUAUAUACUGUAAAUAUAUUGAAAAAGAAAGAACUAAUAUUUUAUAUGAUGCAUGAAAUGAAAUGCAUAGUCUGUUAUUUGCAGCUUUGAAUAUGCUUUUUUUCUAGUCUUCUCAGAAAAAAAGAUCUUAAAAUGCUCUGUGGCUGAUAUUUUCACAGGCUUCCUUUCUCCUAGGGGAUGUUUGUUUGUGAGUCUGCAUAGCAGACAGAGUCGAUGCUGCUUGUUGUGUCACAGUUUGUUUAAUCCUUGACCCAUAUUUUCACGCAAUUUCAUAAAACUGUCAAAAAUGAUAUACGUUUCAAAAUUCAGCUUGAGACACACAUUGUGAAUGAAGUAAAUGCUACCAAGGUUAAGCUAAACAUGCAACAGUAAGAUUGCCAACCUAAUCCUUCAUAUAUCAUUAUCUAUUCAAUUUUUAGCACUUUUGCCAUCCAAACUUCCUGUUUGGUGUCUGAAGACACUUAAUUCCGUCUCUAAACAUUUAUCCCUUAAAAUAAACUUCACUUACAAGAUUGGCAGUCAGUCCUGUUAACCCUUUGCUAAUAUGUUCAAACUAAGAGUUAUAUGAUUUGUGCCAGCGUAAGGUUAAUCAUAUGAUUUCCCAUCAGCAAGCUGAUAAUCUAUCCAUUCUUUUUUAGCUAUUUACCUGAGUCAGCAGGGGGCACAGAGCAGCGCCCCCUGUGGCAGCUGUGAGAUGGCCCCAAACCACCUAACUAGCUCAAAUACUGUCAAUCUGUUGUGUUUGGAUGCCAAUGUAGGUUUGCAAAGCAAGGAGCAACACUUGAAAACAGACACUGUAGUCUGCCAUUGUUGAUGUUGUGCGUAAAGUCGUCGCAAGUGUUGCUGGGAAACUAGAGACGUAGACAGUGAAGUAAUAAUGUGGUUCAAGGCCGAUUCUAGCCAAUGGAAAAGCCAACUGGUUCUUAAAAGGUUUGCAAGUUGAACCAGCACCAGCCCAGCAUUAGCACUCCGUUCGAUUCGCUGGAAAGUUCUUUUGGAGAAACAGGAGCUGGACACAGUAGUCCAGUCUGAGCCACAUGCAUUAUAAUAAAGAGAGAUAGGUCGAUCACCCUGCAGGGAUCUCAUAACGUUUUAAGUUGGUAUAGCAAAUUUAUUAGUCAGCAGUUGCCACUUUAAACAUCCAGUAAACACAAAGCAACAUUAGCUCUAUUUCUGAUGAUUGCAAAUCCACCAUUCAGUCUCUUUUAGCUCUGUCUUUGGUCUCCCCCGACCUCUGAGGGAAAUAUUGGACUCCGUAGCUGCUAAAUGCUCCACUCUGUUCACCAGCUAGUCGCUAAGUCGGAGCAGCAGUCCUCUGCUGCGGCCAAAAGCGGCACAUUUAGAACAGGGAGCUUAACUUUGAGCUUGAAUGGUUUGUUUUUCAUUUCAGCUUAAAAAUACACUUAAACUUCAUUAUACACAAUUUGAUGUCUUAUUGGCUCAUUUGAUGACAACUUGACCUAGGUACACAGUGCUAGUACACACACACACACACAAGCCUUCUUACCAUCUGAUCUAAUUCACCACCAGAUGGUAUCAAGCUGACAGCUCAUUCUUCAUCUGUGUGUGAAGUGACAGGCUGAGCUCGACACACGGCCACAAGUCUGGUGACAAACAUCCAAUGUACAUUUUUUGAGCUCUGGUGAUACUACGUGCACUUUGUCUGUUCACCUCCAUGUGUUUGGCUGUUGUGUUCUUGUGUGGGAAAUUCCUGUUUGACAUAGAAGUUCACAAUAAUUCAUCCACUGUUUGGUUUGAGUCUGGCUUUGAGUAGCUGUGGAAAAAUGCUAAUAAUAACCCUCAUUUGUGGCUAACUGCUUGGGGAUACAGCCUUGGACCCAAGAGCUGGACCACACACACACAGACCUAACAGGUUAACAUUAAUGUCACAUGUUACAGCAAAUGCUGAACUGCCAUAUGCUCUGAAGCCCAGCUAAGUUUGAACAUGCAGAAUGUUUUGACAAGACCUCCUACCCACAAUUCAUACUUUGGCAUGUUGAUUCCUUUGUUCAACCCCAAAGUUAACAUGGUCUGUCCUAAAUGUUGAGUGAUUGGGGUGGUCACUUCAUUUCUCCUGCAGUGUAUAAUUUAAAUCGAUGGAUUCUCAUUUCAGAAGAUGUUUGGCUUGGAUCACGUUUGUGUCAGUAGCUAUCACGUUGGCUAAAGUGGUCCUUUCAUAUUUACCUGGUUAUUUUAUAAUACAUGUAGAGUGUGUGGUUUUGUCUCCUGUUGGCUUUCACAAACAAACACCAGCGCUGUGUCAUGAGUAUGGACACUAUAUUCAGUCAUAAAGUCAUUGAUUUUUCAAAUUGCAUGUAAGACAUCUAAGGGACUGUAUGAAAAAGUAUCGGCAGUGGGGCCUGAACCUUAUGUUUCAUAGAAGUGACUCGAAAGGAGUGGAAUGAGCUGUGGGUGAAGUGAUGAAAAACAAAUGCAACAUUUUGGAGAUUUCCAACUGCUCUGUUUUGAACCAAGAGCCUCAAAAAGAACAGUUACCAGCAGUGUCAGUGAACGAGCCGACAGAGCACAGCGACACACGUCAGAUUUGAACUUCACUCACAAGUAGCAUCACAAUAGUUAAUAACAUUAUAACUGACAAUAAAGUGACGCUGAUGAAAACUGCUCUUUCUUGAGAUGAUGUUCAGUCCCCACUAAGAACAAUAGUCCAUGUCACUGUUGCUUCAUACAGUCCCUAACGCCAGCUGUCUCCACUGUAGUUGGACCUCGUGGUCUGCUCCAUCUUCACAGCGCUACUCCAUCCUUCCCUCGUCAUCGGUUGUGCGGGAGCUCAUUUCAGUUUUUAAAUAAAACACAUUAGUUCCCUGCUAAACACAAUUUCACAAAGCUGCACAGGGGACCUGGAUCCUCUGGAGUGAGAUUCACGAGGUGCAAUAAACCUGCGAGAAUGUAAUUAAAUGUCAUUAACAUGUGUGUUGCAUGAGGAGGUGUGUGGCUGCGAGAGCCUUUUGCACAAUGUAUGAUAGGACUGUUAAUAAGAGAAGUAAAUUAUUUAGCCUUUAAAUGUGCAAACCUAAAAUGAAACCUACGUAUAAAGUUCCAAAUCAAGAGUUUAACAAGAGAGAAGGAUCUAAGCCAACUGUGACAUACAUAUAAAGACUGUUGAACCUUUUCCCCAGAAAGAGCUGGUUACAUGUUUAUACAAAGAAGAGCCCGACCGAUGUGGACUUUUGGAGACUGCUACAGAUAUUCAGUAAAAUAAUCUGAUCUUGAUAUAUUGGCUGAUAUACAUAUAUUUAUUUAUUCUGAAUUGAUACCUAUGGUAUAUCAAUAUGAAAUCCUAAUGACAAAGAAAUGUAAUUGAGGCUUGAUAUUUUACAGUUAAACUAUAAACUUUACUAUAAAUAGAAACAUAUAUAUAUAUAUAUAUACUGUUUAAAACCCUUUUUUUUUAACAUCAAAUUUAAUCAUAAAACAAUGUGAAAAGAAUUCACAUCAGCCGACACCUGCAAAUGCCAAUAUGUCUGUGAAAGGCUCAUUUCUACCGACCAAAACAUCGGUCGGGCUCUAAGACGAAGACUGUUAGAUUUAAAGGUUCUUUUCUCUUUUCAUGAUCAUGUUCAGUCUUUACCUGCCAGUCAAGUUGUUUUCCUUCAUGCUGGAAUACAGGUGGAAACUGACACAUUUUAAAAGACAAAGCAAUGCUUUUUCUUUUCAAAGUUAUCAGUCAGUGGUUUUCCAGUCAUAGAAAAAUGAGGGGAAAUGUUUUGUUAUCCAAAGAGCGGGGCACUCCAGAGGAUGAGCCCUAAACGAAAGGACACGGUGAAUUCUGUUCAAUGUUUUGUAGUUCUGAUGUGCACACUAGAAGCUCUUGUGUCUCAGUGUUUUCUCUCUGCUUUCACGUCAUGUUUGUGUAGCGUUUUGGUUUGGCUCAGGAAAUGUACUGCUGCAGUCCACUCAGCCACGUUUCUAAAAGGUUAACGCGCUCUGAAUCCUGCAGGUUUAUGUCACAGCAGCUGUUUGGCCUUUUUCAGGUGAUGGUGAACACCUGCUGUGACAUCACUGACUCGGCUGCGGCCAAUGGUUUUAUUAACUUUGAUCAGUAAAUAACUACAUGCAGCCGUCAACUACUUAGACCGUAUUACAUGACAGGAAUAUAAGUCGGCCGGUCAAAAAUCAUUUUAUUACCAUUAAUAGUAUCAGUGCCAGAAUUGCUGCAUUCAAACCACUUUGAUACAUUAGCUAAAAUAUUAAAUGAAAUUAUUUUCUGUGUUUUAGUUUUAAUGUAAAUAGAUCAGUGGUUACCAGCAUUUUGACUACAUCAUUACCAAAUUGACAAUCAUAAUUAUUUUUCAUUUAUUACUCUGACACUUCACGAUUAUUCUUUUGGUUUAUUAAAUUGCAGAGAUAAAUUUUCCCCAAAACUGAAGUUUAUGUCUUGUUUUAUUUAACCAACUGUCCAAAAACCUAAAAAGUAAAUUUAUUGCGAUAUAAAAGCAAAUCUCUGGGAUUAUAGUUUAUGACUGAUCACUUAUUGUAAGCAGCUGUAAUUGUAUUUGUAUGUUGGAGUAAUAAUUAAUAAUUACAGCUCUAAUCUAUAAAGCUUCAGUAAAGCUGUAUGUUACUUUAAUUCCUCAACCUUAUCAUAAAGUGGUUUCAACACUUAGGUCUCUGUACAGUUUAUAAACAUUUCAGUUUAUGCUGUAACUCUAUUAAUAUGGAUUUAAGCAUGUAUAAGUGUUUAUUAAUGCACUUUUGAACCACAAUUCCUACUAUGACACCAGUGAGCUGUUCAUGUUUUAAUGGAAAAUGAUUAAGAGUUGUAAUAAUAUAAAAAAUAUAUUUACGAGAGAAGGAAUCAUUGCUGAUAAAGUUCAUUAAUUAACACUUAAAAUUUCCUUCUUGCAACAUUUAAUUACAGCAUGUGUUAUAACUUUUCUUUGUAUAGCACUUAUCUAAACAAGGUUACAAAAACCCAUGGCAAAAAAAUGAACUAAAAUAAAAGGUAUUCAAUUUACUUCAAUUUUAAGCACCAAAUCAUAAAAUAAGACCAAGACCUUGAAAUUUAUAGAGAAAAAAUAUAUAGACCUUUUCUUUUUACAGCACUUAGAAAUAAAAACUUUUAUUGUUGUGAACAUUGUAACAGAUUCUGCCCCAAAACACUUUUCUUGCAGAUCCACUACUGCCACCUGCUGUUCAGUUUGAGGUUCAGCAUCUUUAGACAUCAAACAUUAUUCCCUCAUCAACAUCAAAUAAUCGGACAGUGUAUUUGUAACCCUCCAGAUUUUGGUCUGCAUGUGUGUUGCUCUGCAUUUAUUUCUUGAGCCAAACUGUUCAGAAAUUCAACACAACCUUCUGAAGCAAAUGUAUCAACCGUUUGCUCCCCUUCAAUCUGAAAUAAAUCCCUAUGAAAUGUC